Molecule: messenger RNA, 1179 nt
Organism: Tetrahymena thermophila SB210
Lineage: Eukaryota; Ciliophora; Oligohymenophorea; Hymenostomatida; Tetrahymenidae
Exons: 1
Source: RefSeq, a predicted model, not a curated record
AUGAAAUUUAUAAUUUUAGGCUUAGCUCUCAUCUCCCUUACUUCUAUUAAUGCUUUACCUCAGCUUACUGCUGACCAAUGUGUUAAUUUAGCUUCAACAACUUUUUAAUGUAAUCCUAAUAAUGUAUCAUGUCCUUAAUAGCUAAAAACAAUUAUGACUUGUGUAUAAAGCUGCUUGACUCAAGCAAGUAGCGCCUAAGCAGAUUGUUUCCUUAAUUGUACUAAAGCAGCUUCGGAAAUUUCAGUAAUAUCACUUGGAUAAAGCUUAUAUCAAUGUAUAUACCCUAGUUCUUAUGGGCCUCCUAAUAUUACUUAUAAUCCUAGUGCUUCAAAUAACACUUAUACUACCUACUUUGAUUAUUGUAGGUAAAUAACUCCAAGUCCUUGCUAAACUGUUGAUUAUGUUUGUAUAAACAGUAAAAUAAAUGCUGAUAUAUGCUUUGGUAACUGUUAUGCAACUACAAAAAUAUCUGCUGAUUUAAUAACUUGUGCCCAAUAAAAAUGCACAAGUUCAAUAGAUUCUGUUUAAAACAGCAUAUCCUCAAUCAUCAGCUGUGCAAGUUCAACACCACCUUCUUCUUCUGAUUCUUCAUCUUCUACUUAAAAACCUCUUACUCUGAAUCAAUGUGUUGCUUUAGCUGCAUCUACAUUUUAAUGUAAUCAAAAUGAUCAACAAUGCUCUGUAUAAUUAUCAUAAUUAAUAGCUUGCGGAUAGAAUUGUUUAAGUCAACCAAUUAAUGUCUAAAAUGCUUGCUUGACUUCUUGCUUUAAUGGAAUAACUAAUAUUGCUGUACUUGGACUUGGUAGUAACUUGCAACAAUGUGUGAAUCCUAUCCCUAAAGUACCUCCUAAAGUUAAUUAUAAUCCAAAUGCUUCAAAUAACACUUAUACUACCCAUUUUGAUUAUUGUAAAACAAUAAAUCUUAAUAAUUGUAAUCCUGUUGAUUACACCUGCCAAAAUGAAUUCUCGAAUAUCUAAAUAUGUUUUGCAAACUGUUACUCAAGUACCAAAUAGGCUUCAGAUUUAUUAAGUUGUGCUUAAUAAAAAUGUUCAAGUUCUGUUUCAACUAUCUCAAAUUAUGUUAGCUCAGUGAUAAAAUGUGUUAACUCCACAUCUUCUUAGUAAAUCCUAACAAUUUUAUCAAUUACUAUAUAAUUGUUAAUUGUCAUUUUAUAUUGA